GUUUUUAUUCAAAAUCCAAGACAAGCUUGAGUGGUUUUCCAGGGCUGCAGGGCUAGGAUAGGCUUUUAUAAUUGUGUGUUCCACUUGUGUCAUGCAGCAGAGGAAUGUUUAUCAUUAUGUUAUAAACCUCACCCACUUAAAGUACUCAGUUCAGAUUUAUAGGGAUAGGGGAAGGAAAAAGAGAGAGAAAGAUGAUUUAAUUGUUGCAAUUUUCCCUAACUUAACAUAUUGGUGGUGUUUACGAUGGGAGCAUGAAGAAUGUCGGAUAACCCUGGGAGUCAUUGGUCAGGAGGACUUCGUGUUGGUUGCUGUGUGUCUGUCUCUGGGUCAUUUAGAUGCGUAAACAACUGUUUCCCCUUCCGCAGCGUUAGUCGCAGCCAUCUCGCAGAUCUCUGUAGUCGAUGGCCACGCCAUGCACGGUAUCCUUCCCAAAGCUCAGCUCCUUUCUAUCACCAGAUAAACCCAAAAAGAUUAUCUUUGGGUUUAUCUGGUGAGUGAGUGUUGUGAGUGUCUUCUCCUCAGAACUUCUCUUGUUCCGUCGUCUCGAGCUGAUAAGUGUUAGUGAUGGAAGUCAUUCGCUGAAUUCAAACAGCACCUUUGGCGUGCUCCUGCUUGGUCUUGUGACGCUGUUGCACUCCACAGCAGCAGACCUUUCUGCUCCCGUCUCUUCUGUUUUUGUUUGUUUGCUGGUUUCCUGUAGUGACCUUCAGGGCAUCAUACGACCAUCUCGUGUCCUCUUGGUUCCAUGACUUCUCUACCUGAUGUGGCCUCGUGUGUAACCGAUCGCUGUUAUAGCGAGAUCCUCUGCCAUCUGACGGGGGGCCUGUUUUGAUAACUGCAAGGUUUGGGCCGACAAGUGAAGCACAUUCCAGCCGACUAACAGCACCAAGCCCGAAGAGAUGGCCCUCAGCAUGAAUUGCCUUUACUGGACCAGCUGUGGACAGGGAUGCGUGUUGUGAUGGUGAUCAUUUACAAGAAAACAGUGGAAAAAAAGGGUGGCGGCGAUGUAACAGCAGCAACACACACAGACUUGGGCACGGUGCCAACCAUGAGCCAAGGAGCGGCACUUUUUUCUUGUGGACUCAUGGAGACAAGCCGAUGGUGUGAGGUGGCGACCAGCUGUGCCUUGCAGCAGCGGCCGGUCGGAACCAGCUUGGAGAGCCUGUGGGACGUCCUGCCCGAAGUGCACAGAACUUCUGCCCACUGGGGUUGGGAUGUGGGCUCCACAUCCAACACCAUUUCCAGCCUAUUGCAGGACCUGAGUCUGACCGAGGCCUCACACUCCACCGCGCCCCCCAGCAAGCGGCAAUGCCGGUCCCUGUCCUGCUCUGACGAGUUGAGCAGCUGCCGCUCCACCUGGCGCCCUCAAAGCUCCCGAGUGUGGACUUCGGUGGAGAAGAGGAGGUGCCACAGCGGGGGCAGCGUUCAGCGCAGCGGCCUCGGGAACUCGCAGCUCUGCUUCCCAGCCAUGCAGCGCAGCUCCAGCUUCAGCCUUCCCGCCCGAUCCAACGGCCAAGAGCAGCCCUGCUUCCCCCAGCUGUCGUCCAGGCCUUCCGCCUUCUCUGGCCCAAAUCCCAACACCUCCGAUCCGUCUACCCAGCCCCUUUACCUCUCCCAUGAACAAAUCUGCCUUCCUGAGGCAGAGGAACCCUCACCUGCGAGCUCGCCAGACUCCACUCCAGAACUUGAGCGCCGCGGUGGAGAAGGUGGCCUUGCCCGGAGUCGCUCCCAGCCGUGUGUCUUAAAUGACAAAAAGAUUGGUGUGAAACGCAGGCGGCCAGCAGACUCUCAGAAGCAGAGGCCUUCCCUGGAUCUGGCAAAGAUGACUCAGAAACUUAAGAAUUUCCACAGCCUCAGCUGCCCUGGGAUCACAAGCGACGACCCGUUGAAGUCCGGCCCGGCGGCCCUCUCUCUCAGGCCCAACGUCGACGACCUGUCCGACAACGAGGUCGGCUCGGAGAUCAACGGGAACGAGUCGUCCAACGCCGACUGGAACCCCAGGGACCGCGGCGACAACACGACGGCGGGAACGACCGGAGGGAAGGACGGCGAGACCCUGUGGGUGGGGCUGUGCAGCAUGACGAGGGAUAUGUACCAGUUGGGAGGAGAACUCGACAUCGAGCAGAUUGAGAGGAACUGAGCUGAGCUGCUUUUUAUUUUUUUUUCUCCUCCGGCGGGGAAGCUAAUCACGGGACUGGAAGUUUAUCACCAGGUGGUACAAUAAACAGUGCUGAUAGUCUUAAGGACAAAGCAAAAGGGGAGCUCAUGCAGAGAGCAUUCCAGGGCUUCUUUUUUCUUCUUCUUCGUAAAGAGAGACUGAGCAGGAGUUUUGUGCUUUAAAUGUCCAUGUUUGGGGACUUUGUGUUGUUAAAGGCGACCCCCACCCCCCACUGUGGGGUGUCUCAGAAUAAAACGGAAAUCAGGGAAGAAGGCUCUGAGUGGAAAUAAGAAAAAAACAAAACAAAAUGGAUACUCUGACAUCACUCUAACCCUGAAUAGCCUACUUGUGCUUUGUUUGGAGAGAAUUCACAGCAGGUUUGUAUAAAUUCUCUGCACUAGAAAGAGUGUCUUUAUUUUUCCUCUGACGUUCCUUACUAGCACAUAGGUACAUGAUGGAGACGAAUGAACACCACUUAUCGAGCUACUGUUGAAGCUCUGUUCACUCUUUACUGAGCAGCAAGCAGCACAAAACAUUAAGUAUCCAGAUGCUUUACUGAGAUCUGAGCUCCUGAAAGUCUGGAAGACGCUUUGAGAUGCUAACUGUGUUAAUGUUCUUUCUUUCUUAUGAUUUGUAACUACAAAGUUAUGUAAAACAUGGACAUAAUUUCUACAUAAAAAAUAAAAUAAACACAGGUUUAAAAGUGUAAA
Messenger RNA from Poeciliopsis prolifica (blackstripe livebearer), 2868 nucleotides. RefSeq names its product family with sequence similarity 53 member B (gene fam53b). The transcript has 5 exons. The coding region runs from base 947 to 2140 and encodes 397 amino acids. Gene Ontology annotation, biological process: protein import into nucleus; positive regulation of canonical Wnt signaling pathway. Lineage: Eukaryota; Metazoa; Chordata; Actinopteri; Cyprinodontiformes; Poeciliidae. The record is from RefSeq and is a predicted model, not a curated record. Gene Ontology annotation, cellular component: nucleus.